Molecule: messenger RNA, 1548 nt
Organism: Pseudogymnoascus verrucosus
Lineage: Eukaryota; Fungi; Ascomycota; Leotiomycetes; Thelebolales; Thelebolaceae
Exons: 3
Coding region: 302-1297 (331 amino acids)
Cellular component (GO): mitochondrion
Source: RefSeq, a predicted model, not a curated record
CUAAUACAUAGCCCCAACAGCUCGCGGGGUAAGGAAACCAGGCAUUAAACCAAGCUCCACCCGUUUACAACUCCAACUAUCUGGCAUCUGUGAAGCUAUCUACAACUCUGCAGUAAUCCCUUUCAACCUGCGACUUGUACUCUACUUCGUUGUUUACAUACGUCAAUCAUCUAUCACUAUCACUCUCAACAGAAAGCACCGCGCCUCCUCAUCUAAGCUUCAGAGCGGCUGUUGCAACGCACAGUCUGACUCCGAGACCUGUAUCUACAGCUAACACAGCUUGACGAUUAUCAUCGCAACCAUGAUUGCAUCUCAGCUAAGCCGAAGCUCGCGCUCGGCGACAGCGGUCCAGUCGGUCACUCGCGCCUUUACAACCACAGCCAUCCGGCCGAAGACGCCGUCACUGGCAGACGUGACCAACAACGGUGUCGAGUCAUUCAACGCGAAGCAGAAGGAAUUCCGCGCCGAUCUCGCUGCAAAGCAGAAGCCCAAGUUCGAACCAAGUAAACUAAGCAUAGCUGCAGAACCCGUCGGCCCCGAGGGCGAGAAACCGACUGGCAAGCUAUCUUCGCUUAUCUAUGGUACCAAGGAGGGGAGAGAGAUGGACCAGCAGAUUGAGCAAUCCUUCUCUCAGGUUCUUGCAAGAGGCAAAUAUGUGCAUUCGAUUGUGUUCCACGAGGUCAAGCCGGAUAAGGUCGACGAAUACGUAGAGCUGGUCGGUAACUGGUAUCCGAAGAUGGCCAGCAUGCCGGAGAACAAGGUUCACUUGGUAGGAAGCUGGCGCACUGAAGUUGGAGAUAGCGAUACCUUUGUCCACAUCUGGGAGUACCAGAAAUACGACGGUUACCACUCCUCCCUCCACUCAAUCGCCAACCACCCCGACUUCCCCGCCUUCGACAAGAAGCUCAAGACCCUCAUCACCUCCAAGCGCGUCUCCCUGAUGCAGGAAUUCAGCUUCUGGCCCACCAGCCCACCGCGCCAACUCGGCGGCCUCUUCGAGCUGCGCUCCUACACACUACACCCCGGUAACCUGCUGGACUGGGAGACACACUGGCGCAAGGGCCUCAAGGCUCGCCGCGAGGUGAUGGAGGGCGUCGGCGCGUGGUUCGUGCAGAUCGGCGACCUGAACACGGUGCACCACCUCUGGCAGUUUGCGGAUCUGGAGGAGCGCAAGCUGAGGCGCGAGAAGAGCUGGGGGGUGGAGGGGUGGGGAAAUACGGUGCAUAAGACUGUGCCGCUGAUUCAAACGAUGCAGUCGAGGAUCUUGAUCCCGAUGCCGUGGAGCCCGGUUGCUUAGAGGGUGGGCAUAUGGGGGUAGGGUGAUUACGAGAUUGACUGUUGAGUGCCAGCUACGCAGGCCGGUGGUGGUUCCAAGCGUCUGAGGCGGGGACGGAUUGUUGUACGAGCACUUGGAGUAGCAGAUUGGCACCUUUAUGUCACAAUAGUGGUAGAUUACAAGCUGCCAGUUCAGUUUGUAUGUACCCAUUUCUAAGCAAGCAGACAUACAUAUAGUACGAGGGAGCAAUAAAUACAUGCCCUUCGUAACCG